ACGACUUUCGGUUACGGGGAUUUGGGCGAGGUGCAGGCUGGUCCAGGUGGACCAGGUAGACGGGGCGGACGGGGAAACCAAGAAGUCGGGCGAGAGGCGGCGGGCCGAGGGCAGCCGGAGCCCCGAGCCUUCGCUGGCCGCGUCGGCGCCAUGGACCCGUUCCUGGUGCUGCUGCACACGGUGUCUGCCGGGCUGUCGAGGGACGAGCUAACAGAGCUCAAGUUCCUGUGCCAUGGGCGCGUGGGCAAGAGGAAGCUGGAGCGCGUACAGAGCGGCCUGGACCUCUUCUCCGUGCUGCUGGAGCAGAACGAUCUGGAGCCCCAGCGCACAGACGUGCUGCGCGAGCUGCUCGCCUCCCUGCGGCGCCACGACCUGCUGCAGCGCCUGGACGACUUCGAGGCGGGGGCCGCGGCCAGUGCCGCGCCGAGGGAGGCAGACCUGCGUGUGGCAUUUGACAUUGUAUGUGACAAUGUGGGGAGAGACUGGAAAAGACUGGCCCGGCAGCUGAAGGUUUCAGACACCAAGAUCGAUGGGAUCGAGGAGAGGCAUCCCCGCAACCUGAGUGAGCGAGUGAGGGAGUCACUUCGAGUCUGGAAGAACGCAGAGAGGGAGAACGCCACAGUGACCCGCCUGGUGGAGGCGCUCAGGGCCUGCCGGAUGAACCUGGUGGCCGACCUUGUGGAGGAGGAGCAGGCCCAGGAGUCCUAAAACGAGACGGGGGCUGUGUCCCCAGUGUCAUGGAACUACAGUGUAUCCACCUCGGAAGAAUCCUGACAAGCCUGCUGUGACUCUCGUGGGACUGUGUAGACUUGGUUCUUUCCACCAAGGGCAGCCAGGUGUCGCCUGAACCCAGUACUGUGACGACACGACCGGGAGCCCUGCAGAUAGCCUGCUGUCUCGACUGCGGACAAAGCUGUGUGCACUGAGCACCUGUGCCGGCCAUGUAGGACUUUCCCACUUCCCUCCAUUGCCCGGAGUUCCAUUAAGAGAGCACCAGCAGCAGAAGCUGAAGCCACCAUGGGCACAUAAGGCACCUGUGCAAAUCACUGAUGCUACUGUCAUUCUGCAGGGGCAGAGAGCUGUACGGAGGGACCAGAGCUGGAGGGUGUCAGGCAGGAACAGCAUGCUCCUACAUAUCCAGAGUCCACACAGCUGGCCAAGAGGAUGUUGGUCCCCUUUUGUCCUCUUUCCUCUGAGGCCAUCAGGAUCUGACACCAGAAUCAGGGUUGGCUACCUGAUCUAGGAGUCAGGGCACCAUGCAAGCGGUGUCCCUGAAGCUCACAAAGCAGGGACAGCAGUGGCUGUGGAGGUGGGGGGAUGACACCAGGACCUUAAGUGCUCACAGUGGCUGUGUAGUCUGCAUGUCAGUGUCUUGGGAAGACUCUGAUCCCUGUAAUUCUACAGUUGCUCUUCUGUAUCAAAAUCCCACUGACAUCAGAGCUGGCAGAGGCAGACCCUGUACUCACAGGAAGCCCUCCUGCUUCCAGGUGGUCCCUUAAGUGCCUCUAGCCUGGAAGCCUCCGUGUCACAAAACUUUCUGUUCCUAUGGAGGAUUCAUUUCCAACAUCCUCAGGAGUUCCAAUGAAGUCGACCUCAUUGUUCCUUGCAGCUCACCUGGGUGCUAAUCUGUGAAUAGGGUGGUGAGCUUUCCUCAUGGUGCACUCCCCUAAGCUAUAGACGGCACCUUGCCACCCAGCAACUGCCUGUCCUAACAGGCAUGAGAACCAAAGCCAAGCCAAGGUUCUUUUUCCCAGCUGUAUAGCUGUGGCCUUGGGAAAACCACAAGUGCCACACUGUGUCACCUUGGGAUGCUGAGAUCUUAACCAGGAUCCCAGGGAGCACUGAUCCACUAAGCAAUGGAUAUGGUCCUGAGCCCCACCCACCUCCACAACUUUCCAUGUCUCUUCCUUUAUGGGGAGGAGCAGGUUUUGGAGCAACCCUGGCUCCCUCCCAGUCCUUUCCACCCACCCUGUGUCUCCACCCAGGACAAGGUGUGGAGAUGAGUUCCCAGACUCAUUGUCCUCACUGCUGUCCACCCCUGACAGGGAGAAAGUGGGCCAGCCCCUGGCAGCCAAGCCAAAGAGCAUGGUGACAUGGGGUGAGCUUGCACAGUGUCUCCUGAAAUGUGGCACUCAAGACACAUCCAUUCACCCAGUGACCAUCACUGGCACUGAGGUGCUGAGGUCACAACUGGGGACAGCAGCCCACCUUCAGAAAGCUCAGAAUUUUCUGAGAUUCCAAAAACAAGGAAACAAUGACUAGAAGAAGCAUAAACUAGCUGGGCAUAGGGGCGCAUGCCUGUAAACCCAGCCUUGGGAGGCUGAGGCAGGAGGGUCAGCCUGGGCUAUGUAGUAAGACCCUGUCUCACAAAGACCCUAAAGGCCAGAGGCUGGCGUGUGUGUGGUGAUUCUUCCUGGCCAGAAUGGAUGAUAAGACUUACACUUUCUUUGUUUUCUACAUUUUCUAUGAUAAGGUUUUUAUUUCAAAACAACUGGCCCACGAAUGGAGCCGUGGUCCCACAUUCCCUGUGCUGUAGGGAAUGUGGGUGGGGAGCAGUGGAGCAUGGGUACUUAAAGCAAGCCAGGUUCAUAUCUUGGCUCUGCCCUUGGUGGCCCUGGCACCCUGGAGGGACCAUGGGUGAAUAUCGAUUACGUACUGUAGUCUGGACCCUGCUGUGUGGGCAUCUUGAAGAGAGCAGCAGGAUUUCACCCGUGACGGGUCAGCCCAGAGUUCUCCCUCACGUCUGCUCAGAGUGUGGGAGCCCAGCGCUCAGCCUGUGGCCCUGGUGUACCCUUUCAUGCUCCUGUCUGACCAGGUGCACAGCCGCUGGAGGGUGCCAGGAGGGUCCCCACCAGGAUAGGAACCUUGGCUUCAAGGGGUAGGCGACCGAUCUUCUGAUCACUGUCUAAUCAGCACCAUGAUCUUUGGAGCAGGUUUAAUUACACCCCAUGCUGGAGGGGGGAGAGUACUCCAGGGGUCAACAGGCUUUCUUGUAGGACAUUACCAAAAGAGACGGGUCCACACUCCUCUUUGUGCUCCUGUAGGCUGUGCUUCCUGGAGCAGGUACCCUAUUCUGGGGUUCACUUGACAGCUGGAGUUAGAGCCACACCCUGCUCCACGCCCAAGUCUCCAUUCCCAGCAGAGCCCCAGGAGCGACAAGUGAGUGCUCUGCCCUGCUCCACCUCUGGGUGCUGCCACCUCUCCCGACCAUCCUCUCCUCUCCAUGAACUUGUCUCUGCUCUCCUGGUCCUUUCACACUCCACACCCAGCCUGGCCCCACCUAUGCCCCUCAUCCCACUCACCAGGACCCAGGGCCUCCCUUAGCCCUCCCUAACCAUGUCCCCAGUGUGAGCCUGGGACACCCUCUCCAACCCACAUCUUUACCUGGGCCCCGCCCUGCCCUACUGUCAGUGAACCAGCACACCGUCACUGAGCUGCACCCUGGCCUUCUGAGUUCCUGUGGCUGCUGUAUCAAACUGACUGGCUUAAGCAACACUUAAAAGUUCUCAAGACAAAUCCAAAACUGGGUCCCCAGGGGUAAGGUCAGGUGAACGGGCUGGUUCCUUCUGGAAGGCCUGGAGAAUGGUCCUUGCCUUUGACAGCUUCUAGAGGCAACCUGCAUUCUGUAACUUGGGCCCCUUUCUCCAUCUUCAGGCUAACAACUUAGAUAACCAGCCUCUGAUUCUUUGCCACAAGAGCUCUUGGGAAGUCCAGGAUUCAGCCCCAGGCGCAGAACUUCUGCCACGUCAGGGAACACUCAGAGAUCUGGAGAUGAGGAUGUGGGUACCAAGCCUCAAACUCGACAUUUCCCCACACAAACUUCUGCCCUGGGGCUCCCUUCCCCACAAAGCACCAGGUCCUGGACCCUGUGCCUCAUCAGCAUCUCCUAUCCCCCUCCUCUGACCUUUGCCACUGCCCUCCUGCCCAGCAGGGCCUCACCGUUCUUCCUGGACUAGAGUGUAAGUGACCUUCAGGCUUCUGUCCCCUCUGCUCAUCCCACCCCCACCAGCAGCCAGAACCGCAGGACCCAUCUCUGUUCUUAAAAGGCAGGGCUCUUCAUACUUUUAGUUUCUUAUUUUGACCUCUAUGAUAACUAUUCUGAGUCAUCUAGCUGACUUUUCUGACCACGUGGUCCCUGUGGCCUGAGUUUGGAAACAGAUGGGUGAACGUGACUAGGGCCAGUCCCCCGCAGCUGCUGGCACAGAGGCAGGCCUCAUCCUGUAUGGGAAAUAUGCGACAGAAAGCUAUUUCCAUCAAAGAAAGCCUGGAGCUCUCGAGUCGUUUCAAAGCUGAGACUGGGACGGACACAAGCAUCAUCAAAGGUCAGAGGCUGGUUCAGGCAGUACUGGGUCUUCACUGAGCCAAGUGACGUGGGGAUGAAGUUUUUACGGUGUGUCUGGAAUAGAUCUUGGUAGGCAAUUUGAGUCAGGCACAUGGCGACACAAGGCCCCCAGACUCCAAACCACCAAUGACAGUGGGUUGAUCCAAGGCCACAGUUCUGUGUCAUCAAGAGGGCCCCAUGCAUAUUUCGGGGUGGGGCGAGGGGGCUCCUGCGUGGUAUGGAAACCGCCUUAGAGCUGCAUGGUGGUGACAGUCCCACAGUGGUGUGAGUGUGCGUAACACCCCUGAACGCACUACACGGUGAUUACGGGUACGUGUGUGUAUUUUACCACAAUUGAGACCCAUCCCUCACAAUAAAGCUAGUGCAUUUAAUGAUCUGUGUAUUGGUUGAUGAUUUUUAGUUUAGAGGCUGGAAGCACAAGCUUCCAUCCAGCUCUGUUGGAACUGAAGGGUUAAACACCUGCUCACCUCUGGAAGCCAGAGCCAGUUCCCUUCGUUCCAGAGGGGUUUGUGGCUGGAGGAAGCAGCUACACAGUCCCCUGGAGAUGCGGCCCCAGACCACAGCGUCAUCACGAACUGGACAACAUGCAC
This is a messenger RNA of Castor canadensis (American beaver), 4932 nucleotides long. It is a transcript of the gene Fadd, whose product is annotated as Fas associated via death domain. Gene Ontology annotation, biological process: extrinsic apoptotic signaling pathway; positive regulation of innate immune response; regulation of apoptotic process. Gene Ontology annotation, molecular function: caspase binding; death receptor binding. Lineage: Eukaryota; Metazoa; Chordata; Mammalia; Rodentia; Castoridae. The record is from RefSeq and is a predicted model, not a curated record. Gene Ontology annotation, cellular component: CD95 death-inducing signaling complex.